Messenger RNA from Glycine soja, 1421 nucleotides. Its product is annotated as protein CIA1. The transcript has 10 exons. Gene Ontology annotation, biological process: iron-sulfur cluster assembly. Gene Ontology annotation, cellular component: cytosolic [4Fe-4S] assembly targeting complex. Bases 146 to 1177 code for a protein of 343 amino acids. The record is from RefSeq and is a predicted model, not a curated record. Gene Ontology annotation, molecular function: protein binding. Lineage: Eukaryota; Viridiplantae; Streptophyta; Magnoliopsida; Fabales; Fabaceae.
UUGUUCAAACUAUUUUCUUCUUUUUUUCUCUGACGCGUGGAAAUGAUAUGCACGCACGCUUCUGUGGGAGAGGAAGUAGGAAAUAGCAGAGUUUAGACUUUAGACUUUAGAGUCAGUGUACGCAGAAGAGUAAAAUCGAUUGGCGAUGAUGGAGUUGAAAGAGAUUCAGAGACUCGAAGGCCACACCGAUAAGGUUUGGAGCUUGGCCUGGAACCCGACCACCGGUCACGCCGGUAUCCCACUCGUCUUCGCUUCUUGCAGCGGCGACAAAACCGUCCGAAUCUGGGAGCAGAACCUCUCCUCUGGCCUCUGGGCCUGCACGGCGGUUCUGGAUGAAACGCACACUCGAACUGUUCGAUCUUGUGCUUGGUCACCGUCGGGUAAGCUAUUGGCCACUGCAAGCUUCGAUGCCACCACUGCCAUUUGGGAAAAUGUUGGUGGUGAUUUUGAGUGUGUUUCUACUUUGGAGGGACACGAAAAUGAAGUCAAGUGUGUGUCUUGGAACGCGGCUGGGACGUUGCUUGCAACUUGUAGUAGAGAUAAGUCUGUUUGGAUAUGGGAAGUGCUGCCUGGGAAUGAGUUUGAGUGUGUGUCAGUGCUGCAAGGACACUCGCAGGAUGUGAAAAUGGUGAAGUGGCAUCCCACAGAGGAUAUCUUGUUUUCAUGUAGCUACGAUAAUAGUGUUAAGGUUUGGGCGGAUGAAGGUGAUAGUGAUGAUUGGCAGUGUGUUCAAACGCUUGGGGAACCCAAUAACGGUCAUACUUCCACUGUUUGGGCCCUCUCCUUCAAUGUGAGUGGUGACAAAAUGGUUACGUGUAGUGAUGAUCUUACACUGAAGGUAUGGGAAACAGAAAGUGUAGGGACGCAAUCUGGUGGUGGAUUUGCACCUUGGACACAUCUUUGCACUCUUUCAGGGUAUCAUGAUCGGACAAUAUUCUCAGUUCAUUGGUCAAGAGAAGGUAUCUUUGCCAGUGGAGCCGCAGAUAAUGCUAUACGGCUUUUUGUGGAUGACAAUGAAAGUCAGGUUGGUGGUCCUCUCUACAAGUUGCUGCUGAAGAAGGAGAAGGCCCAUGACAUGGAUAUAAAUUCUGUGCAGUGGAGCCCUGGGGAGAAGCCGGUACUAGCCUCUGCAAGCGAUGAUGGGACAAUCAAGGUGUGGGAGUUGACAUCAUACUAGUUUUCCACAUUUGCUGUAUGAGUAGCAGAUAUUUUAUACUGGAGGAGCCUAAUAGAAGUGCUAGAUGUGCAGGCAUCCUCAUAGCUAUUUUUCUUUUCUUAGUUAUAUUUACUAAAAUUUUACAACAGACAUUGAAUAUUAUAUUUUUUUAGGGGAGUCAGUAGUGUGACUGUAAAUUGUAAUUACUGUCACAACUAAACUUUACAUUUUUGCUCAAGAAUGGCUCAUAAAUUACUUAUCCUAA